AUGGCAGACAACUCGGCCACCCGUGUAAGAGUCCCUAGCGACCGCAACAGUCGCCGGAAAAUCAAAGGAGAAGUUGACAUAAUUAGCUCUUUACCCGAUGUGAUCCUUCAACAUAUUCUCUUCUCUUUUCAGACGAAAUACGCCAUCAGAACUUCCGUCUUGUCAAAACGAUGGAGGCAUGAAGCUGAUGCCAUAAACAAAGCCCUAAGUCAAUACACAGCUCCCAAGAUGAUGAAUUUUCAUCUCAAAAUCAACAAGAAUAACAGUCUUCAUCACAUCAAGAAGUGGACCGAAUUUGCCAUGUCCCGCAACGUAGAGAAUAUGUCCCUUGAUGUCCGUUUUCGUUCUAACAAGAUUCCUCGUUUCUACGAGAUCAAUUCCUCUGUCAAGUCACUCAGCCAUAGGUUAGAUUUGCAUGAUGUGAUUCCCCGACACGGUGUGUCUUGGACAUCCUUGAAGAAGUUUUCCUUGAGUUAUUGUGGGUUACCUGAUGAAUCUGCUAAGAUUUUAUCUGGUUGUCCGAUUCUCGAAUGGCCAAUGCAGAUUGUGGCACCACAGAUCCAUUGUCUCAAAUUGAGAAACACUCAAUUACCAUGUACUUUAGUUGAUGUCUCAUCCUUAACCGAAGCUGAAGUACUGGACAUUAUCAUCUUCCCAGUGAACCUGUCCUACAAUGCUGAUUUUCUUCAUGCCACGAUGCUAGAGAUGCUAAAAAAGUUAAAGAAUGUAGAGAAGCUUACUUUUAGUGGAAGCUAUCUUCAGAAUUUGUCUGUUGCCGAGAAACGUGGUGUUCCUUUUCCAAUGUUCAAGGUCAAAGCUUUGACUCUUGAGAUGAAACACUUUGUAAUUUCUGAUAUAGAAAGAAUGUUACAAAGCUCACCUAAUUUAAAGAAGCUAACAGUACGCGCAAAGGAUAACACGGGGAAGUAUCUUUACAGAUACUUUGCAAGGCUUGAAUCUGGAUCAAUGCUCGAGCUCAAAAAAGGUGUCUAA
This is a messenger RNA of Arabidopsis thaliana (thale cress), 993 nucleotides long. Its product is annotated as F-box/RNI-like superfamily protein. The record is from RefSeq and is marked reviewed. The transcript has 5 exons. NCBI's taxonomy places the organism in Eukaryota, Viridiplantae, Streptophyta, Magnoliopsida, Brassicales, Brassicaceae. The coding region runs from base 1 to 993 and encodes 330 amino acids.